AUGGACGACACACACUACGAGCAGACGCUGCGCAAGGUGGGCAAGGUCGAGCCGGGCAAGGUCCGGGGCCUGCAUGAUGUUGGCCAAGGCGAGCGGGAGCAGGUGGCGGCAAGGACCAUGCGAGUGUUUGUCUCGUCGACGUUUACCGAUCUGAUGAACGAGCGGGAGGAGGUGAUCAAGCGGACGGCGCCCGAGCUGGCAGCCUAUGCCAGCGAUGUGGGCAUCCACUUCUCGGCCAUUGAUCUUCGCUGGGGCAUCACCAAAGAUGCUGCUGCGCAGGGUCAGGUGCUGGAGACUUGUCUGGCAGAGCUCGCUUCGUGUGCUCCCUUCUUUAUCUGCAUUCUCGGUGAUCGCUACGGAUGGGCCCAGCCACAUCCCUCACUCGCCCAGGAUCCGCUGCUAGCCGCCACCUUUGACGCUGCGGCCGAGGCUGGCCACUCUUGGGUCCACGACUACAGCCAGUGCUCGAUGACUGAGCUCGAGGUUGUCGCUGGCGCGCUCGCGCAUCCCAAGGCCGUCUACGAGCGCGCAUUCUUCUACUUUAAGGCCGGCUGCCCCGGGUCCGAGCCCGAGAACGUCGCCCGCGAUCUGGUCCACGUCGCGGCCGGAAACGAGCACGCCGGCGAGUCGGCGUACCACACGCUCCGACUCAUCCGGCUCAAGCAGCGAAUCCGCAAGUCGGGUCUCCAUGUCCGCCUCUUCCACUCGCCCAAGGAGCUUGGUGAGAUGGUCGAGCGCGAUCUCCGUCUCGCCCUCGACGACGCUUUCUUUGCCGCCCAGGGCCUACCCGUCGGCUCCACAUCCGCCAGCGGUUCCGGCGAGCACCUUUCCGAGACGCUCCCGCGCCAGUUUGAGGCCAAUCCGUGGAUGGCGGAUGUGAAAGUGCCGAACAUCCGCGGGCCCGAUGGCGGUGUCGCCGACGCUAUUGUCGCCUUUCUCACCGCGCAGCACGUCACGCCGCUCGAGCGCAUCGCCGUCGUCGAGGCCGAGGCCGGUGCCGGCAAGAGCCUCGCCAUGACGACUGCGUUUUCUUCCCUCGUCGCGUCCGAGUCGGACGUCAUUGCCGCGUGGCAGGUGACUUGUGGUGAAGCCGUUGUCGACGUGCUCUGCGGCCUGGUUGCUGCGCUCGCCGCGCAGCUCCCGCAGCUGGCAGCCGAGCGGCCACCGGCGUCGCUGGCCGAAGCGUCGACGGCGUACAUCAACACAGUCCGAUGGGCAACCAACGCCGCCAAGCGAGUGCUGAUCAUGGUCGACGGGCUCGACGAACUGGCCAGCACCGUAGGCCUAUCCACGCUUGUCUUUGACCGGCGCGUGCCGGAGAACGUGGCACUCGUUGUCUCGCGCGCGCCGGGCACCGUUCGCAUUCUCGACAGUCUCCCGCACACGCUUCGGCCCACGCCGUGGACGCCCGAGCAAAUUGCCACCUUUGCAGCGGCCUCGCUCAAGUCAGUCGGCAAGACACUCUCACCGGUCCAGAUGGACAUGAUUCAGUUAGCACCGGCAGCGCGGCUUCCGCUCUUCACCACCGUCCUCCUCGGUGAGCUGAAGGUGUACGGAGACUUUGAAGCGCUUGAUGCGCAUCUGGCGUGGCUCGCGUCGCUUGACUCGCCCGAGGCGCUGCUUGGAGAGCUCUUUGCGCGGUGGGAGGCCGAGUUUGAAGGCCCGAGCGGGCUGCGUGCCGGGACGGUCCGCGAGGCGCUCUGGCUCGUUCAUUUCUCGUCGGGCGGGGUGCGUGAGGAUGAGCUCCUUGCCAUGCUCUCGGUCGGCGAUCGGGUGGUGUGGCGGCCGUUUGCGCGCGCUCUAGCGCCGCUGCUCCGGACCACCCGCUCCCGGCUCCGGUUUGCGCAUCCAACAACCUCGGCAGCGCUGACGAGCAAGUUUGCGGUCCCCGCAUCGCUGCUGAAGACCUUUGUGGGCUACUUUGAAGAGAUGGCAGCGUCGCCGGCAGCGCGUCGGAACGAGGAUGCUCUUGGGCGGGCAGGAGGCGAGAUCUAUGGUGCACUCCUUCACGCCGAGCCGUCGACAUACAGGGCGGCACGUCUGGAGGCCAACAUGCAAAGUGUCCCGCUGUUGCUGGGCAUGUACUCGGGCUCGGGCAUGCCGCCCGAGGUGCUGCUGCGAGUGUUCAAGACGGUGCUGGGCGAGGAGCUGGCCGGGCUUGAUGAUGCGCUCGAGGCGGCGCUGAGGGCGUACAUUGACGAGUCGGGUGGGCGAGUGACCCGCGACAUGCUUGCCGACGCGCAGCUGCGGGUGGGUGUGCUCCUUCGCGAAGUCGGCCAGCUCCGUGGAGCCGCGCGGGUCCUCAAGGCUGCGCUGGACACAUGCUCACGGGCGUACGGCUCGAGCCAUGAAAAAACCGGCGAUGUGCUGGUGGCACUUGCCAGCAUCGGUGGUGACGGCUCGCUGGACUACAUCGAGCGGGCAGAGCUUGUGCUCAACCGGGCGGUCGGCCCGCGCGACGCCAAGCGCGGACGAGUGCUCUGCACCAAGGGCCUUCUUCUCAAGAAGGCCGGCAAGUACGACGAGGCGCGCGCCGCAUAUGAGGCUGGGCUGGUGGUGCUCGAGGCUGCAAUUGGGGCUUUUGCGCCCGAGACCACGCGCGAGCUUCGUCGGCUGGGCGACGUGUUGCGCAAAAUGUCCAAGUGGGCCGAGGCCAAGGCUGUGUACGACGCAGUCUUCGCCGCUACGGUUCGCGUCUUUGGUGAGCGGCACGUGGCAGCGGCCGAGGCGCUCGCUGCCAUCGGCAACGUCUCCAAAAAGCAAGGCAAGUACACGGCGGCGCUCGAUGAGUACGGGCGGGCGCUGGCGACCGCCGAGGCUAUCCUCGGUCCUCGGGCGCCGCUGGUGGCAGACUUGCAGGCAGCACUCGGUGACGUCCAUCGACUUCUAGGGAACUACCCGGCAGCGGCGGAGGCGUACGCGCGGGCGCUCGAGAUUCGCGAAGCCGCCCUUGGGCCCGAGCACGGUGACGUCGGCGAGACUCUUCUGGCGCUCGGCAAGAUCGCCAAGAAGCGGGGCGAGUACGGCCAAGCGAUGGAGUUGUACGACCAGGCCCAGAGUGUGCUCGAGAAUGCGCUCGGCAGCGAGCACCCCAAGGUGGCGCAGGUGGCGCAAUGCCAGGGCGACGCGCUGCGCAAGCUGAAGCGGCUCGACGCGGCCGAGGCGCGGUACUGUGCGGCGCGGGCCAUCAACGAGCGCGCUGGCCUCGCUGGCGAGGUGGCUGAGAAUGACAAUGGCAUUGCACUGGCGCAGCUGGCUCGGCCGACGUUUGGACCAAGCUCGGCGCCGGCCAUCGCCGAUCGUAUCGCAGCCGCCCUCGACGCCUUUGAGCGCUGGUUCGGCGCCUCGCAUCCAAAGAAGGCGCAGGCACUCAACACGUAUGGUAUCUUCUGCAAGAUGACUGGCGAUCUCGAGGGGGCGCAGGCCGCGUACGAGGCCGCCAUGGCCAUCAACGUCGCCGCCUUUGGUCCACGGCACAUCGAAGUCGCCGAGAACCACGCCAACCUUGCCGCCGUCGCCGCCGCGUCUGGCAACCGUCGCGAGGCGCGGGUCCUCCUCUCGAGGGCCAUAGGAGUGGCUGAGGAGGUCUUUGGCACCGCCGCUGCCGCGCGAGUCAAGACCGAUGUGUGGGUGGCACGGUGGCACUCGUCGCUCGGCCGCCUUGGCGCCAACCGACCAACCAUGUCGGAUGACGAGGACGUGGCGGCUUUGCUAGCCGGACUGGAGGCGAGCUCGUCUGAGGGAUCACUGGACAUGGACAUGCUCAAUCAGUUGAAUGCGCUUGACAACGCAGAUACGCUGGCGAUGCUUGCAGCGCUGGGAGGUGAUGACGGCGAUGAUGGUGAUGGCGGUGACGAUGCUGAGAGUGAGAGCGAGGAUGCGCUGGCGAUGCUAGCAGCGCUUGAAGAAGACGAUGACGACGACAACGACGGGGACGGAGGUGGCCAGGACAAUGGCGAGAGCGAGGAUGCGCUGGCGAUGCUAGCAGCGCUUGAAGAAGACGAUGACGACGACAACGACGGGGACGGAGGUGGCCAGGACAAUGGCGAGAGCGAGGAUGCGCUCGCGAUGCUAGCAGCGCUUGAAGAAGACGAUGACGACGAUGACGACGGAGACGACAAGGAGGGCGAUGAGAGCGAGGACGCUCUCGCAAUGCUCGCCGCGCUCGAAGACGAGGACGACGAUGACGGUGGUGGCACCAACAAUGAUGGUGAUGACAAGGACAAUGGCGAGAGCGAGGAUGCAUUGGCAAUGCUCGCGGCUUUGGAGGACAAGUCAAGCGAUGACGAAGUGACCAUUGUCGAGGCCAAGAAGGAGGGUAAGACAGUUGACGAUGCCGACGACUUGCUGGCGUUUAUCGACGACGAGCUUUCGGAUGAUGGGUCUGAGUCGUCGUCGUCGGACAUUGUGGUGAACGAGGAUGGCAAGGCGUGGAGCCUGGACGAGUCAGCCACGGGCGAGAAGCAGAUGGACAUGGCGGCCAAGACGUUGCGCACUGUGCGCGACCUUGUGUGUAGCGUGUGCUCGCUCAAGGCGAGUCAGGCGGAUCUGCUGCAGCACGCAGUGCCGAUGCGUGAUGUCCUUCAAGAGUACACAGCGUACUGCAUGGAUCAGCUCUCCGAGAGUGAGAGCGACGAAGCAGUCUAUCGCAACUCGAUGGUCUCGACUGCUUGUGACAACAUCAUGGGCGCGGCGCAGACGCUCGUGCUCUCGUCAAACUCACUGCUCACUGACCGCGACAACCUCGAGGCGUGGGACGGGCAGCGCGAUGCCAUCCGCGCCUUGGCGACUGCGAUGCAGAUCACGUUUGAGGCUGUGCCCGACAAGAUCAAAGUCUCUCAGUACGAGCACGACGUUCAGGAUGCACUCGUCCUCCGCCGAAACGCGCUUGCUGCCAAGUCUGAGCAGCUGCGCCAGGCCAUGGAGGCCGACGGACGCGAGGCCAAGGAAGCGGCGGAGCGUGCUGCGCUCCAGCGGGAGCAAGAGGCACAGCUGGCCAAGGCUGAAGAGGAGGCGCGACUUGCUGCCGAGGCCGAGGCCAAGGCCAAGGCUGAGGAAGAGGCACGGCUAGCUGCAGAGGCGGAAGCGAAGGCCAAGGCUGAGGAAGAGGCGCGACUUGCUGCCGAGGCGGAAGCCAAGGCCAAGGCUGAGGAAGAGGCGCGACUUGCUGCAGAGGCGGAAGCCAAGGCCAAGGCUGAGGAAGAGGCGCGACUUGCUGCCGAGGCGGAAGCCAAGGCCAAGGCUGAGGAAGAGGCGCGACUCGCUGCAGAGGCAGAAGCCAAGGCCAAGGCAGAAGAGGCGCGACUUGCUGCAGAGGCGGAAGCCAAGGCCAAGGCCGAAGAAGAGGCGCGACUUGCUGCAGAGGCCGAGGCCAAGGAAGCAGCGGAGCGUGCUGCGCUCCAGCGGGAGCAAGAGGCACAGCUGGCCAAGGCUGAAGAGGAGGCGCGACUUGCUGCCGAGGCCGAGGCCAAGGCCAAGGCUGAGGAAGAGGCACGGCUAGCUGCAGAGGCCGAGGCCGAGGCCAAGGCCAAGGCUGAGGAAGAGGCGCGACUUGCUGCCGAGGCGGAAGCGAAGGCCAAGGCCGAAGAGGAGGCGCGACUUGCUGCCGAGGCGGAAGCCAAGGCCAAGGCCGAAGAAGAGGCGCGACUUGCUGCCGAGGCGGAAGCCAAGGCCAAGGCUGAGGAAGAGGCGCGACUUGCUGCCGAGGCGGAAGCCAAGGCCAAGGCCGAAGAAGAGGCGCGACUUGCUGCCGAGGCGGAAGCCAAGGCCAAGGCCGAAGAAGAGGCGCGACUCGCUGCAGAGGCAGAAGCCAAGGCCAAGGCCGAAGAAGAGGCGCGACUUGCUGCAGAGGCCGAGGCCACAGAGCCACCCCCACCACCCAUGUCUAUCCAGCUCACACCACAAGACCAUGCCGCCGCCUCCGAGUCGUCGGCGUCAUCGAUCGACGUUGCGGCUUUUGCCUCGUCCGAUGCCUCGUCGUCCGCACUGGCACCAGCGUCGUUGUCAAGCGAGGUCGAUUUUGGCGAUCUCAUGGAGUCGUCCUCAGCCGAUGACGAGGCUGCGCUGCUUGCUCAGAUGGAGGCCGACGCACGCGAUGAGGCUUUACGGGCCUCGGCCCGCUCGCGUGCCACACCUGCUCCGGUGCCACCACCGUCGCCUGCGUCUGCCCCCGCGACCGACUCGCUCGACGCCAUGGCCAUGGCCGACCUGGCGGCCGAGAACGAGCGACUGGAGUCGCGCGUGGCAGCCGCAGAAGCUGAGCGGAGCGCGGCUGCGCAGGACGCGGUCGCCCCUGGCGACACGGCCGCCCUGCGCGAGCGAAACGCUGAGCUCAAGCGUGAGUUGGCACACAUCCGCUCCGAGGUCGCCGCCCUCCAGCUCCAGGCUCCGGCUGACGCUGCUGUCGCCGAGCUGAAGCAGGAGAAUGACAUGCUGGAGGAUGACAUCGACGCUCUCCGCCGCCGCAAAGUCGAGUUGAUGGACAGGCUCGAGGGCCGCUCGACGCAGUACGCCAAGGAGCAAUCGCUGCUUGCCAAGCACAAGGCCGAGCUCGAGUCGCUGCUUGCCAGCCUCCACGCCGAAGUCCGGACCGACACCGCCAAGCUUGCCGAGCUCGAGGACGCCAUUGAGGCGCUCGAGGCCCAGGCUCGCACCACCGCGCUCGAGCUGAAGGAACAGAUUCGGAUCGCGGCUGCCGACCGCGACUCGGUUCGAACCGCCAAGGCCCGCCUCGAGGACAAGCAGCUUGUGCUCCAGCGCGACAUCGGGUCGCUCGAGGCCGAGCUCGAGGAGACGCUCGCUGCCAAGAACGCACUCGUCACCGAGAACGAGGCGCUCGAGGCGUCGAUCGCCCAGGCCGACGAGUUCCUCACCUACCGCACCUCGGUCCUCGAGUCGGCGCGGGCGGCGGCACUCUCGCAGCAGCGCUCGUGCGAGACGCGCAAGCGUGAGCUAGACACCAAGUACCGAGCGCUCAAGGAGCAGGUCGACGAGACCGAAGCCGAGAUCCAGGCUGUCGCCAGCCACGCCAACGAGCUCACGGCGCUCUCCACCGCCGCCUAUCAUGAGCUCGAGUCGAACCUCGAGGCACUUCAUGCCGCCCGGGCCGCCCAGGGUCGCCGCAUGGCCGAACAACAGGCCCGUGCCAUGGACGCCGCCCGCGAUCUCGAGCGUGUCCGCGCCGCCGCCGCCGAGCAGCGGACCGCCCUUGCCCAAGCCACCGCCGCCACCGAGCAGCUGCAGGCGCUCGCUGAGCUUGCCACCACAGCCGCCGCCGAGAAGGAAGCCCUCGACGAGCUCAACGCCGAGCUGGCCACCGCCCGCAACCGCGCCGCCGCCGCCGCCGCCCUCGUCGAGCAGCGUGAGGCCGAGGCCCGCGCCUCACGCCACCACACCGAGGCCGCCAUGGCACGCUCACUCCGCGAGCUCGACGCACUCGCCGCUGCUUCCGCCGACGCCGACGCCGCGCCGCCGCUCUCGCCGCCCCGCCCACGCCCCCGCGGCACGCCUGCCGCGGCUACUGCGCCGUCGUCACUCCCGGCGCCGCCCACCACACUGGAAGAGAUCCAAGCCGAGAUCGACGCUGUCCGCGCCAAGCUGGCCGGCAGCAGCCCGCCCGACGUCGGCCAGCGACCCGGACUCCGGUCGGCGUCUUCGGUCGACGCGCCACGGUUCGAGACGGUGCCGCGACUGGGCUCCACUGGACUGAGUGCGGCGAGGCCGGCACGGGGCGGUGGGCCGGCGCGGAUCUCGUCGCUCCUUGACUUGCCUGCGUUGUCCCAGACAAGGCCCGGACCGACCGCGUCGCGCACGCAGUACGGAGUUCGGCGGAGCGGGCGGUCGCCGUUUCUGCCCGACUCGGCACUGCCCGGCAGCGGCAUUGGCACGCGGCCGCGGAGCGUGGCGGCAGCAACAGCGGCAUCGACGCGGUUCUCAUUCCUUUGAGAGAAGCGCGUUUACCUCGAUGACGAUGUGGGAGGUCGGUGGAGCUACUCGGCGCAGCUGGCACAGACACGCGACUCGUCGCGCAUGUAAAACUUAGUCCCGA
Messenger RNA from Thecamonas trahens ATCC 50062, 8047 nucleotides. RefSeq lists its product as uncharacterized. The record is from RefSeq and is a predicted model, not a curated record. The transcript is spliced from 5 exons. Bases 1 to 7944 code for a protein of 2647 amino acids. NCBI's taxonomy places the organism in Eukaryota, Apusomonadida, Apusomonadidae. Gene Ontology annotation, molecular function: protein binding.